CCAGGCAACAGAGUGAGACUCUGUCUCAAAAAAAAAGGUUGCCAGUGUAUGACAAAAGCAGAAUUAGCAAACUAAUAUAUUUUGUACAUUUUUGUUUUACAAUUCCUAGGAGAAAUCGUCUUCUGAAAAUUUGAGCAUUAUAGCCCACUGGGUUGGUGGAGGGAAGGGGGCUCUAGGCCAGAAUGUUCAUGUUUCAAAGACAUUUUCAAGUUAUAACUAUUGUUAUAUGUUUAUUCAAGACUACUAUGUAUAUAGUGAACAAAUUAAAUCCUUACCUGAAACAUCUAGUCUAUCUAGACAUUUACAAGUGCCCAAUGUAUGUUAAAUGUAGAGGUAGUAAAAUAUCACUUCGUAAAUAUCUUUUUGCUAAAAUUCAGAAGAAAACUGUCUUUUGGAAAUAGAAUUGUUAAACCACCUCUGUGAGCAGUAUAGUACCAUCUAUACUAGUUCAAUGGUUUGGAGGAGGUGGGAGGGAAGGAAUUGCAAAAGGUAAUAUGCUAGUGUGUUCAUACUUAGACAUUUUCAGAUAUCAGUUUUCUUAUGUUUUGUGUAUUUUGUUUUGCUGUGUAUAUAAUGUAUAUAAUGUAAAAAUGUGUCCUAAUUUUGCAAUAUCUAAUCUCUAGAUGUUAGAGAGGUUGCCAGUGUAUGACGAAGUACUUAGUAAAAUUAGCACAUUUUGUGCAAAAAGAUAAAAAAAUAAAGCUUCCUAGAUAAUAUUUUUGAUAAUGAAAAGUUAGUGGCAUAUGCACGUCCCCACGUGCGUGCGCUUCAGGUUGACUCACAGUAUGGAACCACUGGGAAAGAAGAUCUUUAAAGGACUUUUAGUAGCUGAACUUGUGGGCCUUUUGGGAGCAUACUUUUUGUUUAAUAAGAUGAACACAAGCCAAGAUUUCAGACAAACAAUGAGCAAGAAAUUUCCCUUCAUCUUGGAAGUUUAUUACAGAUCCACUGAACAGUCUAGAAUGUAUGGAAUCAGAGAGCAAGAUCAAGAAAAAUGGUUGAAGAGUAAAAAAUAGAACCAUUCAUCACAUACAGCCUCCCAUCUAAGCCUCCCAUCUGAGACCUUUGGGAGGUGAAUGAAGAUGAACCUACUACUAUAUUGAAGACUCUUGGCAGUCACACAGAACAUUCUACUGAGUAAUAGGAACUUCUGGCCUGCCAUGGCCUGCAGUUUCCCACCCAUUAUGUAAAUCCAUUGCUUUUUUUUAUUGCUUUCCUUCUGUUUAUUGUCAAAGGCUAAUGUUUUAGAAAUAAAUGACUAAGGAAGGAAAAGGAAAAAAAAGUCAGU
This is a messenger RNA of Microcebus murinus (gray mouse lemur), 1288 nucleotides long. Its product is annotated as protein CEBPZOS-like. NCBI's taxonomy places the organism in Eukaryota, Metazoa, Chordata, Mammalia, Primates, Cheirogaleidae. The record is from RefSeq and is a predicted model, not a curated record.